AUGAGACUGGCAAUACGCAGGACGUGGGCGAACGACACGUAUUACCGGAAAAUGGGGGUCGCCCGGGUGCUCUUCCUUCUGGGACAGGUUGAAGAUUUGGAGCUUCAGAUGAAGAUGGAAGCGGAGUUCAAAGAGUACCGCGACAUGCUGCAAGGGGACUUCCGAGAUUCCUACCGGAACCUCACUCACAAGGGCGUCAUGGGGUACAAGUGGAUCACAGAGCGAUGCAGGAACGCGAAAUUUAUUUUAAAAACUGACGAUGACAUUGUUGUUAAUAUGUUUAUAUUGUUCACUCGAGUCUUACCAAAGUUUGAGAACAAAACGAAACAAAUAGUCAGCGAUCUUGAGAGGCAACGUGAAGGGCUGCAGGAAAAGAUUGUCUAUCUCCAGUCGCAGUCUAUGAGGAGUAACCUUAUCUUCAAGAACAUCACAGGGGAUAAUUGUGACUGGAAAUAA
Dreissena polymorpha is the source of this 456-nucleotide messenger RNA. Its product is annotated as beta-1,3-galactosyltransferase 1-like. Gene Ontology annotation, cellular component: membrane. NCBI's taxonomy places the organism in Eukaryota, Metazoa, Mollusca, Bivalvia, Myida, Dreissenidae. The transcript has 2 exons. The record is from RefSeq and is a predicted model, not a curated record. The coding region runs from base 1 to 456 and encodes 151 amino acids. Gene Ontology annotation, molecular function: hexosyltransferase activity.